CAAUGCACUUGCUGCCCGUCCUCUCUUAGGGGAGAUGGCCAGUGUUGACCUGCCCAGGUCUGCUUGGUACGCUGGACCCUCUGGCCUUCUUCGUACUAUGCUGGCAGGGCUUCUCUCAGACAGGCCUGGGGUUGUGAGUUAAUGAAGGGUUGGAGGUAUGAGACAGGGUGUUCUCCGAGGCCUACAAUGGCAUCGCUCCCACCGCACUUCAGGAACUGGAUAGCAGAGGAGAAAACAGACAGUUGCAUGGGACAUUGCUUAGACUCACCAGAAACUUCUGAAACAAGACUGCUGCUCAGCUUGGACUUGCUGCUCCUCACUCUCCUCACUGCUCAGUCUUCAGCCCCCUCUACGCCUUCCCCUACAGGGCAAAGGCCAGAGGCCAAGGCACCACAAUCCCAUGCCGCAGGAAAAGGCACACAGCCCUCACGACGGAUCCCCCCCACCUGCCUCCCUCCCAAACCCCACUUCCUCUUGUAACCUUACACAGCAGGGGAAGGCUACUUAACCUGAGCAGCCUAAAAUGGAACCAAGAUGGCCAAACAAGACAAGACAUUUAUUCCAACGUGGCAGGCGCGUUUGAAGAUGCACACCAGGCUUGUCAGCGGCUGGCUCAUGGGUGCUGCCCUGCAGUGCUACUCAUGCACGGCCCAGGUGAGCAACCAGGACUGCUUGAAUGUGAAGAACUGCACCCCGGGCCAGACCCAAUGCUGGACAUCCCGCGUGCGUGCCAUCGGGCUGGUGACGCUCAUCAGCAAGGGCUGCACCUCCGAAUGUGUGGAUGAUGCGGAAAACUACUACGUGGGCAAGAAGAACAUCACCUGCUGCUCCACCGACCUGUGCAACACCAGCGGGGCCCACGCUCUGCAGCCGGCCACCACACUGGCGCUGCUCACCGUGCUGGGCAGCCUGCUGCUGUGGGGCACGGGCCGGCUGUAGGCUCUGGAGCCCCUGCUGCGGCCCAUACGUACUGGGCGAGGAGACCAGGGCUUGCUCACACCCACCAGGCCCAGUGAGGGGGGCCUUUCCCAGUUCCUGAGGGCACCUGGUCCCAGGGGUCUGGCCUGGCUCCUUUCCCUGCCCCUCCUGAGGUCCCCUCCAGGACUUCAGCCCAGAGCCCACCAGAAGCCAGGAAGGCUGGCUUCUACAGACACGGAAUGGCUGGCAGCCAGCUGCAGGCUCAGGCUGCAGCCUGACAGUCCCGGAUCUGACCCGCUGUCACCUCUGCUCAGGCACCGUUGCUUCCCCGACGCCUUCCCUCCCCCCGCCCCCCGCC
Molecule: messenger RNA, 1276 nt
Organism: Dipodomys ordii (Ord's kangaroo rat)
Lineage: Eukaryota; Metazoa; Chordata; Mammalia; Rodentia; Heteromyidae
Gene: Psca
Product: prostate stem cell antigen
Exons: 3
Coding region: 535-939 (134 amino acids)
Source: RefSeq, a predicted model, not a curated record